This is a messenger RNA of Penicillium pulvis, 792 nucleotides long. RefSeq names its product GTP-binding protein EsdC (gene esdC). The transcript has a single exon. The record is from RefSeq and is a predicted model, not a curated record. The coding region runs from base 1 to 792 and encodes 263 amino acids. NCBI's taxonomy places the organism in Eukaryota, Fungi, Ascomycota, Eurotiomycetes, Eurotiales, Aspergillaceae.
AUGGCCGCCGUUCAACUCAAGUUUUCCCUGCGGACCUCGUCCAAUGUCAAGACCGUCCACUUGGUCGGCUCCUGGGACAACUAUGCCCGUCAACUGCCACUCUCUGGUGAGGAAAAGCCCGGUGCCUGGGCUGGCAAGUUCCGCUUCCAGACCUCCAUGCUCCAACUCGGUACCCGCUACUGGUACUACUACAUCAUGGAUGGGUACCACGUCUCCCACGACCCAGCAGUCGAGUAUACCGUCGAGCCCACCACUGGCCGCAAGCUCAACAUCCUCGAUGUUCCCGGUGGCAAGUCCAGCUCUCGCACUACCGCCCCAAGCAGCACCCGCCGCAGCUCGAACGUCGCCCAUGGCCGCUCCCUCUCGCCGUCCAAGAUUCAGCACCCCAAGCCCUCAAAGCCCUACGCCUCGCGCCAGCUUCGCGAAGCCGAGUUCGGCGCCCCAACCGUCGACGACUUGACCCGCCGCUUUGCCGGCUCUCGUCUGUCCGAUGAUUACUCCUACUCCAACAGCCCGCCCAGCUCUGCCGGCUCGUCGCUGUCUUCCCGCUCUUCGGGAUCUACUUCGCCUUCUUCUUUGUCCUCCAUGAGCGACCCCCAGUCCGUUUGCUCUUGCGAACGCUACGGUAUCACCCGCAAGGGAGACCGUGUCAAGCUGGACUGUGGUGGCAGCCGCUGCGGAUACGCUGAUGAGUCUUCCGAUGCCAGCUGCUCCGAGGAUGAGGAUAGUGAUGAGGAGUACCGCCGUGCCCGCAGUGGUGCCCGUCGCCAGGGCAUCGUUGUCCGCCGUUAA